This is a messenger RNA of Sphenostylis stenocarpa, 1884 nucleotides long. NCBI's taxonomy places the organism in Eukaryota, Viridiplantae, Streptophyta, Magnoliopsida, Fabales, Fabaceae. The record is from the annotation of a GenBank genome assembly.
AUGUUCGGACUCAUCGGGAACAAGGGUCACAAGAUUAAGGGGACAAUGGUGAUCAUGCGAAAGAAUGUGUUGGAUAUCAACAGCAUCACAAGUGUGUCGGGAGUGAUCGGAACCGGAAUCAACAUCAUUGGUGGUGUUGUUGACGUUGUCACUGCUCUUGCUUCCCACAUCUCCAUUCAGCUCAUUAGUUCUACUAAGACUGAUGCACAAGGGAAAGGAAAGGUUGGAAAGGCGACAAAUUUAAGAGGACAGGUAUCAUUGCCAACGUUGGGAGCUGGCGAGGAUGCAUAUGAUGUUCAUUUUGAAUGGGACAGUGAUUUCGGGAUUCCUGGUGCAUUUUACAUUAAGAACUUCAUGCAAGUUGAGUUCUACCUCAAGUCCCUAGUACUCGAAGACAUUCCCAACCACGGAACCAUUCACUUCGUCUGCAACUCCUGGGUUUACAAUUCCAAAGUCUACAAGACUGAUCGCAUUUUCUUUGCCAACAAUACAUAUCUUCCAAGCGAGACCCCAGCUGCACUUGUGAAGUACAGAGAAGAAGAGUUGAAUACUGUAAGAGGGGAUGGAACUGGAGAACGCAAGGAAUGGGAUAGGAUUUAUGAUUAUGAUGUCUACAAUGACUUGGGUAACCCAGAUAGCAAUGAAAAGUACGCUCGUCCCGUUCUUGGAGGUUCUGCCUUACCUUAUCCUCGUAGAGGAAGAACCGGAAGGGGAAAAACUAAAAAAGAUCCUAACAGUGAGAAGCCCAGCGACUUUGUUUACCUUCCACGAGAUGAAGCAUUUGGUCACUUGAAGUCAUCCGAUUUUCUCACUUAUGGACUGAAAUCUGUAGCCCAAGAUGUGUUGCCUGUGUUGACUGAUGCGUUCGAUGGAAAUGUUUUGAGCCUUGAGUUUGAUAAUUUCGCGGAAGUGCACAAGCUUUAUGAAGGUGGAAUUACAUUGCCUACAAACUUUCUUAGCAAAAUCGCCCCUCUACCUGUGAUAAAGGAGAUUUUUCGAACUGAUGGCGAACAGUUCCUCAAGUAUCCACCACCUAAAGUCAUGCAAGUGAAUAAGUCUGCGUGGAUGACUGAUGAAGAAUUUGCAAGAGAAACCAUUGCUGGUGUUAAUCCAAAUGUCAUCAAGAUUCUUGAGUUUGAACGCACUUUGCUUUUCAAAUAUGAGAUUGCUAUCCUCAUCCAUCACAUGCUAAAUUUAUCCCAGGAAUUCCCACCACGAAGCAAGCUAGAUACUCAAGCCUAUGGUGAUCAUACUUCCAUCAUAACGAAAGAACAUUUGGAGCCAAACUUAGGUGGGCUCACUGUUGAGCAGGCUAUUAGUAGCAAGAAGUUGUUCAUUUUGGAUCACCAUGACUAUCUCAUUCCAUAUUUGAGGAGAAUAAAUUCAGCUACCACAAAGACUUAUGCUACAAGAACCAUAUUUUUCUUGAAAAGUGAUGGAACUUUGACACCAUUGGCCAUUGAGUUAAGUAAGCCUCAUCCUCAGGGUGACGAAUAUGGUCCUCUUGGCGAAGUCUACGUGCCUUCGAGCGAAGGAGUUGAAGCCUACAUUUGGUUAUUGGCUAAGGCUUACGUUGUUGUGAAUGACUCGUGCUACCAUCAACUUGUUAGCCAUUGGCUAAACACUCAUGCAGUUGUUGAACCAUUCAUCAUAGCAACAAACAGGCAACUGAGUGUGGUUCACCCUAUUUACAAACUCCUGUUUCCUCACUAUCGUGACACCAUGAACAUUAAUUCACUUGCCCGCAAGGCCUUGGUCAAUGCAGACGGUAUUAUAGAGAAAACAUUCUUGUGGGGAAGAUACGCUUUGGAGAUGUCCGCUGUGAUUUAUAAGGACUGGUCUCUCCAUGAUCAAGCAUUGCCUAAUGAUCUUGUCAAGAGGUAA